This is a messenger RNA of Photinus pyralis (common eastern firefly), 3352 nucleotides long. RefSeq names its product neuroligin-1-like. The annotation marks the transcript as partial. The transcript is spliced from 9 exons. Gene Ontology annotation, biological process: postsynaptic membrane assembly; neuron cell-cell adhesion; presynaptic membrane assembly. Gene Ontology annotation, molecular function: signaling receptor activity; neurexin family protein binding. The record is from RefSeq and is a predicted model, not a curated record. Lineage: Eukaryota; Metazoa; Arthropoda; Insecta; Coleoptera; Lampyridae. Gene Ontology annotation, cellular component: cell surface; postsynaptic membrane; synapse.
CUUGCCGAAUUUAGUGUAGUUAGUGUUCUUGUUACACCAAAAGAAAACCUGGCAUUGGUUACAGGAAGAAAUUCUUCAACCGCAGGAACCCGGGAAGGCAGCGCCUCGCCGAAAUAUCCCGUUGUUGUAUUUAUCCACGGGGAGAGCUACGAAUGGAAUUCGGGAAAUCCCUAUGAUGGCAGCGUGCUGGCAAGUUACGGGGGUAUCGUCGUCGUGACGGUUAACUACCGACUUGGAAUCUUAGGUUUUUUAAAUGCAAAUACCGAUCCGUAUUCCCGAUCCCCGGCAAACUAUGGUUUAAUGGAUCAAAUAGCAGCGCUACAUUGGCUACAAGAGAAUAUCGCCGUGUUCGGCGGUGACCCCAGUAACGUUACCGUUAUUGGACAUGGAACGGGAGCGGCAUGCGUAAAUUUUCUUCUAACUUCAAGCGCAGUUCCAGAGGGUGUGCUUUUUCAUCGCGCCGUUUUAAUGUCGGGGUCGGCGCUAUCCCCCUGGGCCUUGGUUCAGGAACCUUCAAGGUACGCUGCGCAGGUAGCUAUACACGCUAAUUGUUCUCCAGAGCUGCCACAUCCCCACCUCCUUAAGUGCCUUCGAGAGAAACCACUGGAAGUGUUAAUGUCUACACCUGUGAUUGCUCCCGAAUUUGCUUUCGCUUUCGGGCCGAGCGUCGACGGUGUUGUAAUCGAUACGGAAGAACCACCAGGUAUCUAUAAUAAUCAGCAUUUUAACGAAUUCGAUAGCAAGCCACAGAAGACGGAGCCGCAGAACGCCAUAAAUAUAUUAAAUAACGUGCUUUUGAGGGAUUCGGCGGUAUCGAAACUUUCCCGCUACGAUCUUUUACUCGGUGUAGUUAAAGCCGAAGCCUACUUUGCGUUUAACGCCGAAGAUGUUCAGUACGGAAUCGAGGCGGAUCGCCGCUCGAAAAUUUUAAGGACGUUUGUUCGUAAUACUUACAGUUAUCAUUUGUCGGAAAUUCUGGCGACGAUCGUUAAUGAGUAUACGGAUUGGGAACGGCCCGUCCAGCAUCCGAUUAACAUCAGGGACGAAACGUUGGAAGCCCUAUCCGACGCCCAGUACGUCGCACCCGUGGUCCACACUGCCGACCUGCACUCUGCGGAGCAUCGUAACUCCUAUCUCUACGUGUUUGAUUAUCAAACAAAAUCCGGAGAUUACCCUCAGCGGCAAGGUUGUAUACAUGGCGAGGAGCUUCCCUACCUAUUCGGGGCACCGUUAGUAGGUGGUUUUAUGUACUUUGGCCGAAAUUACACAAAGUCCGAAGUGCUUUUAUCUGAAACUACCAUGAUCUAUUGGAGCAACUUUGCAAGAAGUGGUAAUCCGAACGAGCCUCAGGAAGCGGACGGUUUUCAUGGAAGCAGGCAGGAAAGGAGCAAGCUGAAAAACAUCGAAUGGACCGCUUACGAAGCAGUACACAAAAAAUAUCUCAAUUUAGGUAAAUUAUCCAAACUUAAAUGGGCGCGAUACGGUUUUAAAAAUGAACUUUUUAUUACCUGUAUAACUAUAAAAACUUUGGAUGACACCAAACCUAAACUCAAGAAUCACUAUCGCGCCCACCGUCUGUCGUUUUGGUUAAAUCUGGUACCGGACUUGCACAGGCCUGGAGGAGACGACGUGCCAUCCAGUCAUCACGCCCUUGAGGACAACGAUCCGCCACCACCCAAGCUCCCGUCGCUUAACCCGAGAAAGCUAACAACGACAGAAUCCCCCAACGGUGAUUUGUCAAAGAUGACCUCGCUAGGAAUCAACUCAUCCGUCGUCGGUACGAUAGCAUCUGACAGCACGGAGAGAGUGGAAGAACUCGGAGGAGGAACAACACCUCACCCAGUCGAGGACGGUUUCGCCGCGUAUUCAACAGCGCUUAGUGUAACAAUCGCGAUAGGGUGUUCGUUGUUAAUACUAAACGUUUUGAUAUUCGCCGGCGUUUAUUAUCAACGAGAUAAAACGCGCAUGAACGAUCAUGGCGGUCAGCCCAAAAAACGUAACGAAAACGGACAAAUGCCCAACAACAUUUGUGGGGAUUUGGAGUCGAGCAUACUCGGUGUCAAAAGCGAUCCGGCCUCAAUUUUAGGACAUCACCAUUCGCAUCAUCAACUGCCGCCCCCCGAAUUCGCCGACUUACCUCAAAAUAACGCGACGUUACCGAGGCCUCCUCCUCCUCCAAAAAAUGCAAAAGCGCAUAUAAACACGUUACACGAAAACCAGCCGUUACUUCACGGUCAGAGUAUACAAUUAAUAAAUACGGGGACACUUACUAAAAAAAAUACGCAACUGAAUAGUGUUAAACAAAAUACAAUGGAAGAACUUCGAGUGUGACGCAUCUGUGCGAUAAUCGUUAGAAUUACCGCAAUAACGGUGUAGAUUGCUCAAAGUUUUUUUUAAACUCCAGACGACUUUGUAGGUAAUUGAAUUGGAGCACGUGAACUUAUGUGUUCGGACUAAUUUUAAACGCGAUUUGUUUUUAGUAAUCCAAAAACGAACUCAUCGACCCAGUCAGAGAAGCGACAUUUUUAUCUUGUUUAGGGCAGGUGUAAUUUAUAACUACGUGUUUAUAAUUAACUGUGAAGAUUCAAACCAUAGCGUCGUAACUGAACGAUAAAGACCAAAUUUUGUUGAAAGAUCAAGUUACAACGCUUUGGUUAGACAUAUUUUUAAUUUCACGAUUCGCGACGUCGACAAACAACUUUUUAAUAAUGCCCAAAAAAGAAGCGAAUGCCUGAGUCCAUUUCCGAGGUUAAAAUUCACACUCAAAAACCUUAUAAUCAAAAUCUAACACUAACUCCUUCAUUUUCGCUCAAGGGAUGCUGCCGUUGGCUUAAGUAGUUAAUUAGAUAUGGUCCAAUAAAUUGUAAUGGUCUGGAACAGACCCGCUCUGGUGCAAUUACUUUCCAAUCAAAUUAUCGACGAUGAAUUUACGCCCAAGAAAUUUGGAAUUAAGAAAAUCAAUAGAGUUUUAAGGGAGAAUGGGGAAGUGAGGGAUAAAAAUAACGAGGGUUUCAAAUGAUACCUUACAAGCUUUUCACUUUUAUGUAAUUAUUAAAGUUUGCAAACUUUAUCUAAAGCAUAUCAUAACGGGGCUUCAAAAUUAAAAUCUUAUUCAAUAAGUCGAAUGUUUUCAUAAACUCCAAGACGAUUAAUUAUUCAUUUAGACACUUUCCCCUUACAUUUGGUGUUAGAAAGUAGGUACCUGUUUUGAAUCGUUUAAAAGUAUUAACCUCGGUAUUAACAAUGUGCUCACAAAGGGUUACCGAGAGAAUGUGAAUUUUUUCCUCGAAAUCCCAUCGGUUGUUGUUAUGAACAAUGUAUGAACGUUGUGUACAUACACUAGACUAAAAAA